Molecule: messenger RNA, 4635 nt
Organism: Sebastes umbrosus (honeycomb rockfish)
Lineage: Eukaryota; Metazoa; Chordata; Actinopteri; Perciformes; Sebastidae
Product: zinc finger protein ZXDC
Exons: 12
Coding region: 1-4011 (1336 amino acids)
Biological process (GO): regulation of transcription by RNA polymerase II
Cellular component (GO): nucleus
Molecular function (GO): transcription coregulator activity
Source: RefSeq, a predicted model, not a curated record
AUGGAGAGCUCGGUGCGUUUCAUACCGCCGCUCAAGGGCGCCUCGUACGGCGCUUCCACCCUGACUGGAGAGUUUCCGGGCGGUAAAACCCGGAGCGGAUCAGCGGAUCAGCGGAUCAGCGGAUCAGCGGACCGCCGGCGGGCCGUGAAGGCCUCCUCCUCCUCCGGCCUGCUGACCACAGCCAGCGCGGCUCCGCCGGGGCUCACAGACACCGAGACCCCGCCUGAUACCGGACCACCAGACCCCCCCACAGAACCACAGCCGGACCCGCUGCUGCUACACGGGACCGGGACCGGGACCGGGACCGGGACCGGGAGGGACCGGGGAGGACCCGGGAUGCAGAUGGCGCCUCUGUUUUCGCCGGAGGAGGACCCGGUAGACCCGGUCCCGGUCCCGGUCCCGGUCCCGGUCCCGGGCUCCGGGUUACGGCAGCAGCGGGAGGACGGAGGCUAUAACACGGAGAACCGGACCGGCAGACCCGACCGGGACCGGGACCGGGACCGGGACCGGGACCAGGACCGGGACCGGGACCGGGACCGGGACCGGGACCGGGACCAGGACCGGGACCGGGACCAGGACCAGGACCGGGACCGGGACGUGGUGUUUAACAUCGUUAGAGAGGCUGAAGGAACCGGAGAGACCGGGAGGAUGAACCGGGCCCGGGGGGAGAGCUGGAGACCAGCUGGUCCCGGUGGUUCUGCUGGUCCCGGUGGUCCCGGUGGUUCUGGUGGUCCCGGUGGUCCCGGUGGUUCUGCUGGUCCCGGUGGUCCCGGUGGUCCCGGUGGUUCUCUUGAGGUGGUUCUGUGUGAGUCCAGCACCAGUCUGACCCGGGUCGAUGUCGAUGUUCCGGUUCUGAGGACAGACCAGGUCUUCAGCCUGCCGGUGUACCGUCAGACGGUGGAGGACGUGGUUCUGACCAACCGGUACGGAGACCAGAUCUGUGGUCAGAUCUGCACCGAGAACAGUAAACCGGUCCCGGUCCCGGUCCCGGUCCAGGAGCUGCUGACCCGGUCUGAUGAGAGUGGGGGUCUGAUGUCAGAGAGGUCCGGUGGUCUGGAGGAGAUGGACUCAUCAGAACUCAUCUCAGCAGGGCUGCAGGGGGACACGGUACCGGACCUGGACCCAGACCAGGACCCGGUACUGGACCCGGACCCAGUCCAGGAUCCGGUCUCCAGCAGUCCCCCUGCCGGCGAGACGUUCUCCGGUCCCCCUGCCGGCGAGACGUUCUCCGGUCCCCCUGCCGGCGAGACGUUCUCCGGUCCCCCUGCCGGCGAGACGUUCUCCGGUCCCCCUGCCGGCGAGACGUUCUCCGGUCCCCCUGCCGGCGAGACGUUCUCCGGUCCCCCUGCCGGCGAGACGUUCUCCGGGACCAUCACCAUCAACAACCAGAGCAUCCUGGUGACGAUCGAGGACGGGAUCCUGACCCUGGCCGCCCCCCCAGAGGGCUACGUCCACCGAGAGGACGACCUGCUGAGCCUGAAGGAGCACCUGGGCAUGAAGGACCACGAGGACAUCGUCCUGCUCAACUACGACAGCGGGACCAAGUCCAUCGGGAAGAUCAGCACGCUGGCGGUCUCCGGCUCCGGCUCCGGCCAGCAGGACGAGUCCAGACCCGGACCCGGGUUCUCCAGACCGGGGUUCUGUGUGAGCGACUCUGAGCUGGCUCUGGUGGACGACUGCUCCUUACCGGAGCUGGGUCCGUCUCUGGACUGCUGUCCCAUCGUCAAACAGGAAGCCGGGACGCUGUGUGCCGUCACCGAGGCGGACCUGGUCUCCCCGGGUCCUAGAACCACCGUGGUGGACUGUGACCACGGAGACUUCCAGUCCGCUCCGCUCAUAAAGUCCAAGAAAGAGACGGCGUCCUCGUUGGACUGUCCAGAACCGGGCUGCUCCUGCACGUUCGAUACACGCCAGAAACUGAAGGUCCACCUGCUGAACCACGCCGAGGACCCGCGGCCGUACCGGUGCUCGGUGGACGGCUGCGGCUGGGCCUUCGCCACGUCCUACAAGCUGAAGAGACACCUGCAGUCCCACGACAAGCAGCGGCCGCACACCUGUCAGUACGAAGGCUGCGGGCGCCGCUUCACCACCGUCUACAACCUCAAGGCCCACGUCAAGGUCCACGAGCAGGACAACGCCUUCGUCUGUGAGAUCUGCAGCGAGCGGUUCCGCAGCGCCACGAGACUCACCAACCACCAGAGAGUCCACUUCGAACCGCAGAGACCUCACAGGUGUGAAUUCACAGGCUGUGAGAAAACCUUCAUCACCUUCAGCGCCCUGUUCUCCCACAAUCGUACUCACUUCAGAGAGACGGGUCACUUCACCUGCACCUACCCGGGCUGCGACAAGACGUACGACAAGGCCUGCCGUCUCAAGAUCCACCUGAGGAGUCACACCGGUGAGCGGCCGUUUGUCUGUGACUCAGAGGGCUGUGGCUGGUCCUUCACCAGCAUGUCCAAGUUGCUCCGACAUAAACGGAAACACGAUGAUGACCGGCGCUUCGUCUGUACAGAGGAGGGUUGUGGGAAAUCCUUCACCCGGGCGGAGCACCUCAAGGGUCACAGUAUCACCCAUCUGGGCACCAAGCCCUUCCAGUGCCAUGCAGAAGGCUGUAACGCCAAGUUCUCAGCACGCAGCAGCCUGUACAUCCACUCCAAGAAGCAUAAGCAGGACGCCAGCAGCCUGAGGACUCGCUGUCCUGUGGCCAACUGCUCCAAGCACUUCUCCUCCCGCAGCAGCCUUAAGAGCCACAUGCUCAAACACCACCACCUCAGUCCUGAUGUUCUCAGCCAGAUGGAGACCACACCCAGCCUGACCCCCAGCAGCGAGCUCAUCAGCUCCACCCCGACAACAGUUGCCGGGCCUGGUAUCGCCGGGGGCGACCAGCUGACCAACCUGGACCUCAGCUCUCUUUUCUCCGCUGUGCCUGGUGGCGCCGCACCCACCGCCGGCAUUGCAGCGGGGAUUCCCGUCGCCGGGAGCGGCUGUAACGGCACGUUCACCAUGGACCUCUCCCUGGUCAGCUCAGGCAUCCUCACCAUCGACCCCUCCUCGGUCGCCGCCGCGCUGGGUACCGGCGCCGGCACCGCGUUGGCCAAAGCUGUGGACCCUCUUAUCCUGGCAGCCAGCGCUGACAUGGGCCCCCACCACAGUUUGGAGGGAACGGUGGGAGACGUCCUGCCCCCACAGGGCACUCUCAAUCUGGACGAUGUGCAGACGGUUACCCCGGAGGCCCUGGGAACGCUCACGGCUCUCGCCAUGCAGGGUGCCGGUGCCUCCGUGGACCCGACCCUGCAGCACCCACUCAGCUCCUCCAGUGCCCUGAGCGUGGAGCCCACGGCCUCUCUGGUAGUGGCCCCUGUGGCCGAGCUGCUGGCCUCGCCCUCCAAGGUGGUGGAGGUGGGUGGCCCGGGUGGAGCGGGGCCUCUGCUGGGCUGUGUGGAGGUGCUGGGACCUCAAGAGGGAGGAAAAGUCCUCACCCAGUUUGUUUUCCCCGGUCACAGCAGCAGCUUCAGUCCACAGAAAGACCAGGAGCUCACCGCGGUGUCACCAAGCAGCUUCCUGGAGAGCGGCGGCUCAGCGAGGACCGACUACAGAGCCAUCCAGCUGGCCAAGAAGAGGAAGCAAAGAGGUCCUUCAGCCUCCUCUGGGACUUCAGGAUCGAGUCAGAGGAAACCUAAAGGAGCGAAGGCGGCGUCGGCUCCGGCACCGAUGGCUCCCUCUGGUGUUUGUUAUGGGGAAGGAGCUGCAGCAGCCAACGGGGGUCUGACCCUGCGGGACCCCGUCACCGGGGCCCAGUACGUCCAGAUUCAGCUGCUGCAGGACGACCCGGCCAGCGACGGCGACCUGGCCUUCCAGCUGAGCUCGCAGCCCUCCAGCUCCCACUCUCAGCUCACCACCGACCUGCCCGUCAACAUCUUACAGGAACCUUCAGUGAUGACGGAGGACGACAACGGCUCGGACAACUCCCAGUUCACGGGAAGCACAAUCAACCUUCAGGACUUGGAGUGACGACCGCAGAGCUGCAGGUCAGAGGUCAGAGGUCAGAGGUCUACAUCAACAAGCUCUCUACUCUGAGAUGUUUGACUCCAUCAAACGGUCGCCUCGUCUCAUCCCAGGACUUUGAAAGCCUUUUAGGACGUGUGGUUGACGUAGAUGGAGGUGGACACGAGUCCACAGAUAAUGCACCUUGACGAGAGGAGAUGAGGAUUAUGUGUUUAUUUCUAAAGUCCAGUUUGUACCAAAAUCCAACCUGAGAGUCAGUCUCAUGUCAAAGAGACGUGCGAGUCUCUUUGUGUCUGUGUCCUGUGGGUUUGGACAGUACCGGUGUCUAUUGCCACUCAUGCACACUCACAGUGCUCCGUCUACGCUCCAGUUGCCUUACAGACGCCUCACGCUGUGCAUUCCUCCACCGGCGGGUUACCUGCUUUACGUGUUGCUCUUUUGAUUUCAUUUCUUUUUGUACGGCAGCAGUGAGUCCGUGUUGAAAACAUGCCUGCUCAUGUGUUUGUUCUAUACAUUAUGUUAACUACCUUCUUGUAAUAAUUGUAUCUGUUAUUUAUUAUUUAGCUGUGAGUUUACAGAACGGCAGAGCCAAACACAGAGACCAAUUAAAGAAUCAAAGCACAAUCAGAA